Eremothecium cymbalariae DBVPG#7215 is the source of this 1908-nucleotide messenger RNA. It is a transcript of the gene MSC7, whose product is annotated as meiotic recombination directing protein. NCBI's taxonomy places the organism in Eukaryota, Fungi, Ascomycota, Saccharomycetes, Saccharomycetales, Saccharomycetaceae. The transcript has a single exon. The coding region runs from base 1 to 1908 and encodes 635 amino acids. Gene Ontology annotation, molecular function: aldehyde dehydrogenase (NAD+) activity. The record is from RefSeq and is a predicted model, not a curated record.
AUGUCACAGAUCUAUUUGAAUUCCUCAAUGUUAAUGCAACUCAAUGCCACUGUGCAAGAUUACCUUUCUGAUUUGUUCCAGCACUACAUAAUUCCCGAGCAGAAUUUGAAUUACACGCAGAAGGUGCUCGGGUUUGGUACUACAACUGUACUGAUGGCUUUGGCUACUCUAUAUGUCGUUUACAAAUUUGGAUGGAACAAUACGUUGCAUCCCGUAAAGUUUCAAAUGCCGAUCCCAGAACAAGCUCAGAAGCAUUGGAAAGGUAAAAGAUUAUCCAAUCCAUCUCUUAGUGAUCCUCAGCAACGUAACUUUAUACAAUGUUAUUGUCCAGCCACCGGCCAAUUUCUGGGAACGUAUAAGUCAAUGGACAAGAACGAUAUAGAUGAAGUUAUCAAGAAGGCUGCAGACGGGCAGGAAAGUUGGUGCCAUACAUCGUUUGAGCAACGUAUCCAGGUCUUGUUGACGUUGCAUGAAUACAUCUUGGCAAACCAGGAAUCUCUGACUCGCGUAGCGUGCCGUGAUUCAGGUAAGACUAUGUUGGAUGCUUCCAUGGGAGAAAUUUUGGUAACGUUGGAGAAGUUGAAAUGGACUGUGACGCAUGGUGAAAAUAUCUUGAAACCUUCUAGGCGUCCGGGACCCACGAACUUCUUCAUGAAGUUAUACAAGGGUGCGGAAGUUCGUUAUGAGCCCUUAGGUGUCGUGGGUGCUAUUGUGUCCUGGAAUUAUUCUUUCCACAAUUUACUGGGUCCAAUCAUUGCAGCAAUUUUUGCAGGUAAUGGUAUAGUCGUUAAGUGCUCAGAACAAGUUGUUUGGUCCAGCGAAUUUUUUAUCUCCAUUGUAAAGGAAGCCCUCAGUGUAUGUGGUCACGAUCCAAACUUGGUACAGUUAUGUUACUGUUUUCCACCUAGUUCCGAAGACGACACUGCAAAUUAUUUUUCAGCACAUCCAGGUCUAAGGCAUCUGACCUUCAUUGGAAGCAGACCAGUCGCACUUCAUGUACUAGCCAAUGCUGCUAAAAGUUUGACCCCUGUUGUUGUUGAACUGGGAGGGAAGGAUGCAUUUAUUGUGUUGGACUCAGCUACUAAUCUUGAAUCUUUAUCCUCGAUUAUUAUGCGGGGAACGUUCCAAUCAGCUGGUCAGAACUGCAUUGGUAUUGAGAGAGUUAUUAUAUCAGAUCAAAAUUAUGACAAGAUGGUCAAAAUACUGGAAACCCGCAUUGCUACUUUGAGACUGGGCGCAGACAUAGACAACCUGGAGGAUAUUGAUAUGGGCGCGAUGAUCAACAAUAACAGAUUCGAAGAACUUGAAGCUUUGGUCCAGGAUGCGGUUAGUAAAGGCGGAAGGCUCUUGCAUGGUGGUUCGAAGUUUAAUCAUCCAAACUACCCACAGGGGAACUAUUUCCAACCUACACUACUUGUUGACGUUACACCUGAUAUGGAAAUAGCUCAAAAAGAGGUUUUUGGCCCCAUAAUGUCGGUUAUGAAGGCACGAGACACAGAAGAUUGUAUCCGCUUAGCUAACAGCGCUCCAUUUGGUUUAGGCGGUUCCGUAUUUGGCGAGGACUACGGUGAGUGUAAUUACGUUGCAGACAAGCUGCACACAGGCAACGUUGCAAUCAACGAUUUUGCUACCUUUUAUGUGUGCCAGCUGCCCUUCGGGGGUGUUGGAGGAUCAGGUUACGGUAGGUUUGGAGGUGAGGAAGGGCUGCGAGGUCUGUGCAACGCAAAAAGUGUCUGUUUCGACACUUUACCUAUGAUCUCCACGAAGAUCCCAGCCCCAUUAGACUAUCCAAUUAAGAGUACCAGUAGUGCUUGGAAAUUCGUUGAGAGCUUCAUCACCGGAGCUUAUACCAGAUCUACGUGGCAAAGAAUCAAAUCUAUAUUUACAUUAGCCAAGCAGGGUAAUUGA